AGCUAUCUUUUUGAAGGCGAUAGUUCACAGUGCUUAUUCUAUAGAUACUUGAAAGGCCAACUCAUGUUUCCACUCUAUUUUCAUUACGAAGAUGUAUCACGUCAGGAUCCGUUGCUCAAACUGAAUCACGCCAACGUUAUGGAAGUUCCUGGAUUGUGUAAAAUAAGAGUAGUACCAAAGGCAGCACCUUCUAUCAAAAAUGGAAAAUUGGCUAUGGAGAUUCCGUGCGGUCAGAAAUUCAUACAGACAGAAAGGUCUUCGACAGGAAAGUCAUUUCGAUCCAAUCCAGGGUCAAAUAAAGAGAAAAAACGAAAAAAAGGAUAUGUCAGUGACCUAGCGCGACAAAGCACUCUCCGAGGGCAUGGAAUGUCUAAUUUUUUAGUCAGAAUCUCCACAGUAAUGUCUCUAUUAGAUUCUCCGGUCGAAAUACGGGAAAACUCUAUUCAAUUCUCGAUGGAAACGGAGUUUUGCGAAUUCUCCCCAGAACUGGAAGAUCAUUUCGAGAUCUUCGAACAUAUUCGAGGGUUCAAUGUGACUAUUGUCACUUCGUCCAACACACAAGAUGAGACUUUACCACCGUGGAGCGGCUUUUUGCAAAAAGAUGAGGGUUUUAACAUUAGAGAUCGAAUUCGAUGUCGGAGAAGCGAAAUAUACGAGAUCACAAACGUAGAUUGCUCGCGGCUAAAUAUGAAUUGA
Messenger RNA from Andrographis paniculata, 696 nucleotides. Its product is annotated as 60S ribosomal protein L5, mitochondrial-like. Gene Ontology annotation, cellular component: cytosolic large ribosomal subunit; ribosome. Bases 64 to 696 code for a protein of 210 amino acids. Gene Ontology annotation, biological process: translation. NCBI's taxonomy places the organism in Eukaryota, Viridiplantae, Streptophyta, Magnoliopsida, Lamiales, Acanthaceae. The record is from RefSeq and is a predicted model, not a curated record. The transcript has a single exon. Gene Ontology annotation, molecular function: RNA binding; structural constituent of ribosome.